Molecule: messenger RNA, 5217 nt
Organism: Drepanopeziza brunnea f. sp. 'multigermtubi' MB_m1
Lineage: Eukaryota; Fungi; Ascomycota; Leotiomycetes; Helotiales; Drepanopezizaceae
Product: DNA-directed RNA polymerase II subunit RPB1
Biological process (GO): transcription by RNA polymerase II
Cellular component (GO): RNA polymerase II, core complex
Molecular function (GO): DNA binding
Source: RefSeq, a predicted model, not a curated record
AUGGCAAACCUCAUCUUUACGCACUCCGAUGCGCCCCUCCGAACCAUCCAGGAGGUGCAGUUCGGCCUGCUCUCUCCUGAAGAGAUCAAGAACAUGAGCGUAUGCCAUAUUCUUUACCCCGAGACGAUGGACGAGACUCGAACGAAGCCGCGCGAUCAGGGAUUGAAUGACCCGCGCCUGGGAUCCAUCGAUAGACAGUUUAAAUGCGCCACUUGUGACCAGAAUAUGUCCGAGUGUCCCGGUCAUUUUGGUCACAUCGAAUUAGCCAAGCCUGUCUACCAUCCUGGAUUUUUGAAGAAGACCAAGAAGCUGCUGGAGAUGGUCUGCCACAACUGUGGUAGAGUACUGCUAGACAGAAGUAACCCGGCCUACAAAGCUGCAGUCAAUAUUCGAGAUCCCAAGCGAAGAUUCGAUACCAUAUGGCGACUUUGUAAGCCCAAGAUGAUCUGCGACAGUGACGCUUCGCAAGAAGGCGCGGAUGGCAGCGUUGACCCGAAGGAUUUGGCCAAGCGCGCUCAUGGGGGUUGCGGAAACACACAGCCUGAAGUGCGCCAGGUGGCUCUCGAGCUGUUCGGCACUUGGAAGGUUCCUAAGGAUGAGGACAAUGAGGGUGCUCAACCAGAGAAGCGAGCCAUCACGCCAGAAAUGGCUUUGAAUGUCUUCCGAAGCAUUUCCACAUCAGAAAUCUUCGACCUCGGGUUGAGUAACGACUACGCACGUCCCGAGUGGAUGAUCAUUACCGUCCUUCCAGUUCCUCCUCCACCUGUCCGACCAAGUAUUUCCAUGGAUGGUACAAGUCAAGGAAUGCGAGGAGAAGAUGAUUUGACAUACAAGCUCGGCGAUAUCAUUCGCGCCAAUGGCAAUGUUAGGCAGGCACAGCAGGAGGGCUCCCCAGCUCAUAUCCUGUCUGAUUUCGAGAAGCUGCUGCAGUAUCACGUUGCUACAUACAUGGACAACGAUAUUGCUGGCCAGCCUCAAGCUCUACAGAAGUCUGGCAGACCUGUCAAGUCCAUCCGCGCCCGCCUAAAGGGUAAGGAAGGUCGUCUUCGUGGUAACUUGAUGGGUAAGCGUGUGGAUUUCUCGGCACGUACCGUCAUCACGGGAGAUCCGAAUUUGUCUUUGGACGAGGUCGGUGUGCCGAGAAGUAUUGCGCGGACUCUUACAUAUCCUGAAACCGUGACGCCAUACAACAUCGGAAAGCUGCAUCAACUGGUCGAGAAUGGUCCCAACGAGCACCCUGGAGCCAAGUACGUUGUCCGUUCGGAUGGUAGCCGUAUCGAUCUUCGACAUCACAAGCGUGCUGGAGCAAUCUCGUUGGAGUAUGGCUGGAAGGUCGAGAGACAUAUUGUUGAUGGAGACUUCAUCGUCUUCAAUCGCCAACCCUCUCUGCACAAGGAGUCCAUGAUGGGUCACAGAGUCCGAGUGAUGCCCUACUCAACUUUCCGUCUCAACUUGUCGGUUACUUCGCCCUACAACGCCGAUUUCGAUGGUGACGAAAUGAAUUUGCAUGUCCCGCAAACCGAGGAGACCCGAGCCGAGAUCAUGAAUCUCUGCAUGGUUCCCCUGAACAUUGUCUCGCCCCAGCGGAACGGCCCUCUUAUGGGUAUUGUACAGGAUACUCUCGCUGGUGUUUAUAAGAUGUGCAGAAGAGAUUGCUUUGUCACCAAGGAGCACUUGAUGAACAUCCUCCUUUGGGUUCCGGAAUGGGACGGAGUCAUUCCACAACCUGCCAUCCUGAAGCCAAGACCACGAUGGACCGGAAAGCAGGUUGUCAGCAUGAUCAUCCCUAAGAUUGUCAAUCUCAAUAUGCCUAACGACGGUCGCGAAGAUGCUCCCCUCAAGGAUGACGGGCUUUUGGUUCACGAAGGAGAGCUGAUGUACGGCUUGAUGGCCAAGAAGAACAUUGGUGCAACCAGUGGUGGUAUCAUCCACAUCAUUUUCAACGAGAUGGGUUCUGAUGCCGCAAUGGCCUUUUUCAACGGUUGUCAGCGAGUCGUCAAUUACUGGCUUCUUCACAAUGGUUUCAGUAUCGGUAUCGGUGACACAGUCCCUGACAAGUCCACGAUUGCCAAGAUUGAAGGCGCCAUUGGGGCACAGAAAGAAGAGGUUGCCAAGUUGACUGCAAUGGCUACUGCAAAUCAGCUCGAAUCUCUCCCAGGAAUGAAUGUUCGUGAGACUUUUGAGUCCCAGGUCUCCAAGGCCUUGAACACCGCUCGUGAUCAAGCUGGUACCAAGACUGAGGGUAGUCUGAAAGAUAAUAACAACGCUGUCACCAUGGCUAGAUCCGGUUCCAAGGGAUCCACCAUCAACAUUUCUCAGAUGACUGCAUUGGUCGGACAGCAAUCCGUUGAAGGAAAGCGGAUUCCCUUCGGCUUCAAGUAUCGAACCUUGCCUCAUUUUACCAAGGACGACUACUCUCCAGAGUCUCGCGGCUUCGUCGAGAACUCGUACCUCCGAGGCUUGACACCCACCGAGUUCUUCUUCCACGCAAUGGCUGGUCGUGAAGGUUUGAUCGACACUGCCGUGAAGACUGCUGAGACGGGAUACAUCCAACGUCGUCUCGUCAAGGCUUUGGAAGAUGUGAUGGCCAAGUAUGAUGGAACCGUGCGAAACUCCCUCGGAGAUAUCGUGCAGUUUGUCUACGGAGAGGAUGGUCUUGAUGGUGUGCACAUCGAGAAGCAGAAGGUUGACCAUAUCAAUUUGGACGACAAGAAGUUCGCCGCUCGUUAUCGUCUCGACGUUAUGGAUGACCGCAACCCAAUUUCCCCAGAUCUCCUCGAACGCGCAAACGAUCUCGCAGGCGAUCUCGAAAUGCAGCAACUCCUCGACGAGGAGUACGAACAGCUCUUGGAGGAUCGCAAGAUGCUCCGUUACGUCAACUGGAAGAAAAAGGAUGACGAAUCGAUGCAGUUGCCGCUGAACAUUGUCCGAAUCAUCGACAGCGCCAAGAGACUGUUCAAGGUUGACGAUUCUCACCGAAGUGACCUGCAUCCAGCAGAUGUCAUCCCAGCGGUCAGGCAGUUGCUGGACCGCAUGAUCAUCGUUCGAGGAGAGGACGAGCUGUCAGUGGAGGCUCAGACUAACGCUACGUUGUUGAUCAAGGCACAAGUGCGGUCCCGUCUUGCAUACAAGCGUGUCGCCCUGCAAAUGCGCCUCAACAAGCUCGCCUUCGCCCAUGUUCUGGGAGAAAUCGAGAACCGAUUCAUGAGAGCUUUAGUUAACCCCGGAGAGAUGGUUGGUGUUCUUGCAGCCCAGUCCAUUGGAGAGCCCGCUACUCAGAUGACACUCAACACUUUCCAUUUCGCUGGUGUGUCUUCCAAGAACGUCACACUUGGUGUACCUCGUCUAAAGGAGAUUCUCAACGUUGCCACUAACAUUAAGACUCCUUCCAUGGUUGUCUACCUGGAAGGCAAUGGUAACCAAGAGUCUGCCAAGCUCCUGCGAAGCGCUGUUGAGCACACAAACCUGCGCUCUGUCACCGCUGCUACUGAGAUCUACCACGAUCCUGAUAUUCAGUCUACGACAAUAGAGGAUGAUUUGGACAUGGUAGAGUCCUACUUCAUCAUCCCCGAUGACAGUCAUGAUGCUCCCGAUAAUCAAUCCAGAUGGCUUCUCCGUCUGGUCCUUGACCGUCAGAAGAUGCUGGAUAAGGGCCUGCGGGUUGAAGAUGUCGCGACAAAGAUCAAGGAGGCUUAUCAAAAAGACUUGGCCGUCAUCUUCAGUGACAACAAUGCCGAGGAACAGGUUAUCCGUAUUCGAAUGAUCAACCAGAGCGACUCCAAAUUUGAGGAUGACGACAUUGAGCAGGACAUCAUGCUCAAGCGUCUCGAAGCCCAUAUACUUGACACGCUUACCCUCCGUGGUGUCAAAGGUGUUGACAGAGCCUUCUUGAACAAGGAAACUAAGCUCAUCGAGACCCCUGCCGGUGGCCUGUUAGCGUCUAAGGAUGAUCCACGCUGCGAAGAAUGGUACCUCGAUACAUCUGGAACAGAACUUGGUGAUGUUCUCACUAUUCCUGGAGUUGACACCACUCGCACGUACUCGAAUCACUUCAUUCAGGUGUUCCAGGUCUUCGGUAUUGAGGCGACCCGCUCUGCGCUGAUGCGUGAAUUGACACAGGUGCUUGCUUUCGAUGGUUCUUAUGUCAACCAUCGCCAUUUGGCGCUUUUGGUAGAUGUCAUGACAUCCCGUGGUCAUCUCAUGGCUAUCACUCGUCAUGGUAUCAACCGUGCUGACACCGGUGCGUUGAUGAGAUGUUCCUUCGAGGAGACUGUAGAAAUUCUCCUCGAGGCGGCUGCUGUUGGGGAGCUUGAUGACUGCCGUGGUAUCUCCGAGAACGUCAUGCUGGGCCAACUUGCGCCGAUGGGUACCGGAGAGCUCGAUGUGCUUCUCGAUCCCAAGAUGCUCGAGACGGUCAUCUCCGAUAACGGCAGAAUGGGCCUCAUGCCUGGUCUGGCAGUCAAGGGCGCUGAUGGUGGUGCUGCUACGCCAUAUGACUCUUCGUCUCCUCUUAGCGAUGGUGGCUACCUCGGCAUUGGCACUCCGGAUUACGAUUCGAAUUUCUCUCCCAUUCAGUCAGGCGGCUCAGCUACCCCCGGAGGUUUCGCGACUGCCUACUCGGAUGCCAAUGGCUUUAGCAACCAGAGCCCGUACACCGCGCGAAGCCCUGGUGGAGGUUACUCGCCUACAAGUCCGUUCAGCACAAGCCCAGUGUCGCCAGGAUUUUCUCCAACAUCUCCGGGUUACUCUCCAACCUCUCCAAUGAUGAAUGUCUCCAGCCCCGGAUAUAAUGUUGCGUCGCCCCGGUUCAGCCCUGUCAGCCCUGCGUUCACCCCAACCAGUCCCGCAUACAGCCCUACGAGUCCGUCGUUCGUAUCCCCGACCUCGCCGUCGUACAGUCCCACAUCGCCAAACUACUCUCCGACAUCUCCAAACCUUCAUGUGUCGCCCAGCUCGCCGUCGUACAGCCCCACGUCACCCAGCUAUUCGCCCACGUCCCCAAAUUACAGCCCUACGUCUCCAAACUUCUCGGGUACCAAGACGUCGCCUGGCUCUGGGCUUUCUCCGACCAGCCCUGUCUAUAGCCCGUCAAGUCCCAACUGGAGUCCGACUUCGCCGGCACAAGGAGGAGUUGCCACUUCGCCGAAGUACUCUCCCACCAGUCCCUCCUACUCGCCGACUAGUCCUCAGUUCUCCCCAACAUCUCCUCGCAACUGA